AUGGGUAAUGUGAUUCAUGCUUGUUGCAUGGUAAGUCAUGAUCAAGGGUCAUUUCCGAAAGUAAUUUAUUGGGAAGGAAACACAAAAACCCUCACAAGAAAAAGACAAGUAGCUGCAGGAGAAAUCAUGUUUGAGUUCCCAGAGAGCAUGGUCUGCGAUGCUGAUCGCUUCUUUAUUGGCCACACCAUCCCGGCUUUAUCCAUUGAUGACCAGCUCAAGCCUGGUAAAACGUAUUUCGUUCUCCCACUCGACAUCUUCUCUACCGAAAUUCUCUCAGCUUCUUCAAUAUCAGCCUUUGUUGCCCACACGCCUAAACUAAUUAACCCAGCUCAUCUCAAGGAGUGUCCUCUAGAAUAUAUAAAGGGAUCAAAUGGGAGAGUUUUGAUCAAGGUGAAACCCGAGUUUAUGGCAAGGCAUCUUACUAGUAGGGUUGAAGGUCAUGAUGAUGAUGAUGAUCAAGGAAACAAAGGUAUAGGUGGAAAUAAUUCAAGUCGUAGUUGUUUGUGUAGUACACCUGAGCUGAAGAAGGAGUAUGAACAGUUAGUUCGGUCUAAGGAUCAAACGUGGUCUCCUAAUCUUGAGACCAUUUCAGAAGCGAAGAGGAUUUGGUAUUCUCCAUAUAGAGUAAUAGGAUUGGAAUGGAAAGACAAAGAUGAGUUGGACGCAUAA
This is a messenger RNA of Lactuca virosa, 669 nucleotides long. Lineage: Eukaryota; Viridiplantae; Streptophyta; Magnoliopsida; Asterales; Asteraceae. The record is from the annotation of a GenBank genome assembly.